Molecule: messenger RNA, 2295 nt
Organism: Colletotrichum costaricense
Lineage: Eukaryota; Fungi; Ascomycota; Sordariomycetes; Glomerellales; Glomerellaceae
Exons: 3
Coding region: 1-2295 (764 amino acids)
Source: RefSeq, a predicted model, not a curated record
AUGGAGGCCAUUGGUGCUGCUGCCAGCGGCAUAGCCCUGGGCCAGCUGUGCAUAGGCAUCUCCAAGGCCGUCCACCUCUGGCACUCGAUCGAAGAUCUCCCCGUAGACAUCCAAGAUGCCGUCGACCGCCUCGAAGCCUUGGGUCCCGUCCUGGAAGACAUGUUCACCAUGAUCUCUAGCUCCGAAGACGACUACGGCGGUCCGGAUCCGAGUCUCCAAGUACCGGCUCGGCACGCGAGGGCAUGCAUUGCAUACGCCACCAAGGCGCACCACGCGCUCAAGGAUAUGGUCGAGAAGCUAAAGACUGCUACGCAUAAACCACUGAAAGCGAGUCUUCAUGGCCGUGCGAAACGGAAGAUGAGACUUGCGUGGGCUGGGUUGAAGCGUGAUGAUGUGGUCAAGUUGGAGCGGAGGCUGGAUUCGGCGGUUGGGAUGGUUCUUAUGUGUGUUGGGUCUUACGAGAGGUUAGUCAACGGCGGCUGGAAGAAGUCGGAUUCGAGAUCCGAGAACAUUUGCUCACUUUCUUCCUAUUACAGGGCGAUGAUACAAGCAUCUCAUGAUAGAAUAGCCGAAAAUAUGGCCGCGAAGGUAGUGAAAAGUCAGAGGAAGCUACAUGAGGUGACCGAGGAGAGAAUUGCGCAGAAGGUAUCGCACGAUGUGUCAGAACAACUAGAGAAAUUGGCGAAACAACUUCAAGCGCCGGAAAAUAGCCGCGAGAAAGAGGAAAAAAGUCCAAAGUAUGUCAUUGUCAGGUCAAAAGCGGCCUGGAUGGGAGCGAAACUACCGUCGUAUCAACCCACUGCGAGGGGCCAGCUCGCGACCGUUUGCUCGAGAGAACAGAGCGAAUGGGGUCUAUCUGUCCAGUUCCCAGCUUGGAUAUCCCGAGCUGUGUGGCAGAUACAGAUCAGUUGGAGUAUGACUGGCGGGUGGCAGCAGAGUCUGCGCUCAUUCAGCGUCAGGCCGACAGAUAGCGACAUCUUUGUGGCCGUGGGGAGGGGCAAUGUGACAAGCAUGAUGGCCAUGUUCAGUAAAGGGGACGCAUCGCCGCUCGAUAGAGACGAAAACGGCGGGUCUCUACUAUAUUAUGCUACUUUCAGAGAGCAAGUCGAAGUAUGCCGGACGCUUCUAGACCUUGGCCUCGAAGAUCUUAUAGAUGAUGGUGGCGGGUCAAACAACUUAGACAGAAGUCCGCUCGGGAGUUUGGUCGAGUCCCGUAGAAACUUAGCAUACCAGUCCAACGACAACCAUCUCAGUCUCGUUUCUCUUUUUCAGUCCCGCAGUGCUAACGUACCGACCCUCAACAUAGAGCGUAUGUUUGACUUCAACAACGAAAACUCCUAUAGCGACGACUGGCUGCGCAUCUUCCAGAAUAAGUUUCUCCCGGGCUAUCACCAACUUCCGUUGCGAGACCGCGCAGAGGCCGUUCGAUUGGGAGCGUUCAUAGUGCUUAGCCUUGAUACCUACAGGCACCUGCUGAGAGAAGACGAAAGAGUGCUUAUAACAGCGGAGGAGAUUAGCGGCUCGGCGGAGGUCGGAUUUUCACUAGUUCACUCUGACGCCAUCGCCAUGGGGAAAAGGUUUGCGGACGAGAUGUCUUACGGCGAGCAUCUUCGUUGUGAGGAAGAGAACGACCAAGCAUCAGAGGAUGAAGAUGACGAAGAAGAAUCUAAGGAAAAGAGGAGAAGGACCAUGCCUCGUUUCCACCCGUACAACGACACAUGGAGACACUCGGUCAGCGAGACUCUCAGAGCCGCGGAUCGAAUACACUUGCACAGAGUUGAGACCAUCGUUCCUUGGGACGGGUACCGGGUUCCAGUCUGGACAGGCACGCCGUUACUCUCAGUCAUCGGCGGGACCCUCUGCCGCAUCUCGCCCAUAGUUCCAUGGGAUGAGUGGGACGAUGUCUUUCGAAGGGUCUUACGACAGUGGCUGAGGGCCAUACGAGACGCCGGCAUCGAUCUGUUACAAUACGGUAUAGAUGAGAUGCGAACGCUGGAUUCCGCCACCGCUGCUGACCUUAGAGGGGCGUUUGGCGCCGAAGCCAUUGUGGCCUCGCGAAGACAUGUGCGCAACCCACUCAAGAGGAGAGAGUCGUGGAUGAGAGCGGCAGACCGAGAGCAUUCGGGGAAUGACCUUUACUGGAUUCCCGUGCGCGUUAUCGGCUUGAGUUAUGGGUCGCGACUCGACGACUGGAGGCUUUGGUGGGCGCCAGAGUUCGAGGCAUUCGCUGCCGAUUUCUGGGCUCUUGUUGAUCGGCCGAGACCAGUCAUGCCAGGCAGCUGGGUUGAAUCAUGA